Molecule: messenger RNA, 975 nt
Organism: Pleurotus ostreatus (oyster mushroom)
Lineage: Eukaryota; Fungi; Basidiomycota; Agaricomycetes; Agaricales; Pleurotaceae
Exons: 3
Coding region: 1-975 (324 amino acids)
Biological process (GO): intracellular manganese ion homeostasis
Cellular component (GO): fungal-type vacuole membrane
Molecular function (GO): manganese ion transmembrane transporter activity; iron ion transmembrane transporter activity
Source: RefSeq, a predicted model, not a curated record
AUGGCUUCAAACAAUGGAAGUGCUGCACCCGUCGCUGCCGUACCGCUGCCACCGAGGUCGACAAUCAAGACGAAGCCACCCGUCUGGCCCUUGGAUGAGGCAUCGUCCCUGCAUCCGACACCUUUGCCUUCAAAAUGCGCUCGCAACUCCCGAGCCGGUGGCGUCUGUUGCAAAGAGCUGAAAGACGACGACGAGCGGACGCUCAUCGACCCAGAUGUUGUCCGGGAUGUCAUCAUUGGUCUUUCGGAUGGGCUCACCGUUCCGUUCGCGCUUACCGCUGGUCUAUCGUCCCUUGGCGAAUCGCGCCUCGUCAUUCUCGGCGGCGUUGCAGAAUUAAUCGCUGGUGCGAUAUCCAUGGGCAUUGGUGGAUUCCUCGCUUCUCAAGCCGAGCGUGACCACUACCGGUACCUCAAGCACCAUACUGCUGCCCGGGUCAUCCGAAGCUGUGAAGGAGAAAUGGAACGCGAAGUGCGAGAUGUUCUUGGGCCCAUUGGUGUAGACGACAAAACUUGUUCUGCUGUGGCGAGGUGUUUGCGAGAUGUUGAGGUUGUCGAAACGGACGAUGCUGGAACGGUGAAUGGGGCCUCGAGUCGUGUCCCUGAUGAGGAAGAAGGGAAACUACGCUGGAGUUCUGAUGUGGGAUUAACAGCUUUCUUGCUUAAAUUCGGUCUUGGUUUGGAGGAUAUUCCUACCAUUCGUCUCUAUGCAUCUGCGUUCACAAUCGGCUUGGGUUAUCUCGUCGGCGGCUUGAUCCCUCUCUUCCCAUACUUCUUCAUUCCACGCGCACACAUUGCCCUCAUGUAUUCCUGCCUCUUCACCGGUAUCAUCCUCCUCAUAUUUGGCGCAAUUAAAGCCCGUGUAACUGGCGCUGGCCAAGGUGUCAAGGGCUACGUGUGGGGUGCAGUCAGUACACUGAUGGUCGGCGGAUUGGCGGCUGGCGCAGCGUUUGGAAUAGUGAAGAUGCUGGAAGGAUGA